UCUUUGUUAUUUUAUUGUUUCUUUGGGAGACCGAGAGAAGUUGGAUAAUGGUAAAUGCGCAAGCAAGAGCUUUGAGCUAUAAACCCCUCAACUGUCACCUCUGCCUCACUCAAAAUGGCAGUUCAAUAUUCUGGGUUGUGUUUGCCAAAUUCCAUAACUCACCUUUGUUUUCUGCAACACCGUCCUCUUCAUUUAAGACAACCUCUUAAAGCUUGUGCGUCAACUCAUCUGCAAUCCUCACCCACCAUUCAGAUUAUUGGUGGAAGCACAAGUCAAUAUAGAAAUGGAAAUGGUAGCAGCAUACUUGACAGCAGAAGGGUUGAGGAUGAUUGGUUUGAUCUGGAGACAGAUCUUUAUCAGUGGAUUAAGACACUGCGUCCUGUUCAGUGGUACCCCGGUCACAUAGCAAAAACUGAAAGAGAGCUGAAAGAGCAACUCAAACUAAUGGAUGUUGUGGUGGAAGUACGAGAUGCCAGAAUACCAAUGUCAACAAGUCAUCCCCAGAUGGACCUGUGGAUCGGUAAUCGAAAAAGAAUUUUAGUUUUAAACAGAGAAGACAUGAUAUCCACGUCAGACCGAAAUGCCUGGGCAGCCCAUUUUGCAAAGCAGGGAAUAAGAGUUGUUUUCUCUAAUGGACAACUUGGAAUGGGCAGCAUGAAAUUAAGUCGCCUGGCAAAAUCACUUGCUGAUGAUGUGAAUGUCAAACGGCGGGCCAGAGGGUUACUUCCUCGUCGUGUUCGAGCUGGAAUUGUAGGGUAUCCAAAUGUUGGUAAAUCAUCGUUGAUUAAUCGUUUAUUAAAGCGUCGAAUGUGUCCAGCAGCUCCUCGACCGGGUGUUACAAGAGAACUAAGGUGGGUUCGGUUCGGGAAGGAUCUAGAGUUGUUAGAUUCUCCUGGUAUAAUCCCAAUGAGGAUCAGUGACCAAUCAGCUGCUAUAAAGCUCGCUAUAUGUGAUGAUAUUGGUGAGAGAUCAUAUGAUGUUGCUGAUAUUGCAGCAUUACUUGUGCAAAUGCUCGCGAGGAUACCGUCAGUAGGUACAAAAGCUCUUUACAAUCGUUACAGGAUUGAGACAGACGGUCAGUCUGGUCAAAUAUUUGUUCACAAGCUUGCUGUGCAACUAUUUAGUGGGAAUGUUCAUCAGGCAGCAUUUCGCAUCCUUACAGAUUUCAGGAAGGGUAAAUUUGGAUGGUUUGCUCUUGAAAGGCCUCCAAGCCUAAGGUAGAGCUUCUGAUGAAGCCAAAAGCGAAAUGGAGGAGAAAGAGGCGACAAAUUGGAGAUAAAGUGAUACUCAUGAAUAUAUAUAUAUCUAUAAUGUCUCAAACACAAAAACUCCCCUAAUGUACUCAUCAGCAUUUUACUGGGAGAAUCAGCAUUUUACUGGGAGAAGACAUGUAGACAUGAUGUUAACCUUCAAGGCUCGGACGAGGUUUUGACAGCAGCCAGCUGGCCAGUAGCAACACGGCGUUGGAUGGUUUGCAGUGGUUCAUUCAUUUUGUUGGUCAUCAUGCAUGGAUUACUAUUUUGCUUCGUGCACUAAAUCACUGAUGUAUUUUGCUGUACAGUGUAGUCGUUCUGUAAAUUAUGCAACAGAAUUAGAGAGCUCUUUUUGGCAUCGCCAAAAGGGCUGGUCAGAGCAUACUGGACAAGGACAGCAGACAAUGUGUUGUACUUUUGUAUACUGAAGUCUAUUUUUAGCGAUAAAGGAGAUUAUUUAAACAUACACAAA
Molecule: messenger RNA, 1725 nt
Organism: Beta vulgaris subsp. vulgaris (sugar beet)
Lineage: Eukaryota; Viridiplantae; Streptophyta; Magnoliopsida; Caryophyllales; Amaranthaceae
Product: DAR GTPase 3, chloroplastic
Exons: 9
Coding region: 115-1221 (368 amino acids)
Cellular component (GO): mitochondrion
Molecular function (GO): GTPase activity; GTP binding
Source: RefSeq, a predicted model, not a curated record